UCGUUUUAGGGCGGGGCAUCGCACCUGCCUGAGCCGAGUGCGCGCCGAGGGCCAGAAACUGCCUAGAGCUCGACGUUUGCGCUUGCACGAUGGCGAUGCUGCCGCCACUGCCGGGACGCCCGUCGGGGCUUUGCUUAUUCCUGCUGCUCUUACAGGCUGGAAGGUGGCUUUGUGAGGAGACGGCAGCCCAGUGUCAACCAGGCUUCAGUCAACAGACUUACACUUUCAAUGUGCCCAGGUCUGACUUGGAAAGAUAUCGUGUGUUGGGCAAGGUAAACUUUGAGGGAUGCUCAGAAAGGACACACCGACCCUUUGCUUCGGACGACACUCGCUUCAGGGUGCGCUCGGAUGGCGUGGUGGUGGUGAAAAGGCCUGUGCAACUCCAUGGUCGCGAGUGGCACUUCUUCAUCCAUGCCUGGGACGGGGCUGGCAAGAAACACUCUGCAAAGGUGACACUGCGAAGUCGUGGCCAUGGAUCCCAAAAGCAGCAUCUUCACGCGGAGCCCUUUUCCCUUGGUCAUGGAGAGGUGCUGACCUUCCCAGUAUCCGGCCCAGGUCUGAGGAGGCAGAAGAGAGACUGGGUCAUCCCACCCAUUGUUUGCUCUGAGAACGAGAGAGGUCCUUUCCCCAAGCCACUGGUGCAGAUCCAAUCUAAUAAGAAUAAAGAGACGACAGUCUUCUACAGCAUCACUGGGCAGGGGGCUGACACUCCCCCAACUGGAGUCUUCAUCAUUGAGAGGGAAUCUGGCUGGCUGAAGGUGACCCGCCCACUGGACAGAGAGGAUAUGGACAGAUACGUUCUUUUCUCUCAUGCAGUCUCUGUGAAUGGGCAGCCUGUGGAGGACCCCAUGGAGAUCAUCAUCAAGGUCAGUGACCAGAAUGACAACAAGCCCAUUUUCACCCAGAGCGUCUUUGAAGGAUCUGUAGCAGAAGGAGCCACCCCAGGUACCCCAGUGAUGCAAGUGUCUGCCACGGACAAAGAUGAUGCCGUGAAUACCUACAAUGGAGUCAUCACCUACUACAUCCUCAGCCAGGAGCCCAAGCAGCCCUACAGUCAGAUGUUCACCAUCAACAAUGAAACAGGGUGGAUCAGUGUGAUCACAACAGGCCUUGACCGAGAGGAAUUCCCCCAGUACACGCUGGUCAUCCAAGCUACCGACAUGUUAGGACAAGGCUUAAGUACUACAGGGAAAGCAGUGAUUACUGUCACGGACACGAACGACAACCAGCCAAUAUUUGACCCACUCACGUACGUUUCAACUGUGCCAGAGAACAAGGUGGGAUUCCAAGUUGCCAGGCUUCUGGUGAAAGACGCAGAUCAGGCAGGGACCUCAGCGUGGAAAGCCAACUACACCAUUGUGAAAGGGAAUGAAGAAGGCAACUUUAAAGUGGCCACCGAUCCCCAAACCAAUGAUGGUAUCCUGACAACCAUUAAGGGUCUGGACUUUGAGACGAAGGAUCUCUUCACCCUUUUGGUUACUGUGGUGAAUGAAGACCCCUUCUCAGUGACUCUCCCAACAUCCACGGCCACAGUCACUGUCAACGUAAGGGAUGAGAAUGAAGCCCCCAUCUUUAAUCCCCAUGAAAAGUCUGUGACAAAGUCUGAAGACCUCCCUGCUGGGCAGCUGGUGACUACCUACACCGCUCAGGACCCUGACACAAAUCAAAAGCAGACAGUCAGUUAUUCUAUUGGAAGUGACCCAGCAGGGUGGCUGAAGAUUAACCCUGAAAAUGGCAUCAUAGAGACAAAAGCUCCUCUGGACAGGGAGUCUAAAUUUGUGGUAGACAACACCUACACGGCUCUCAUCUUGGCGAGUGACAAUGGGAUGCCUUCGCUCACAGGAACAGGAACUCUUCUCCUGUACCUGGAGGAUGUGAAUGACAAUGGGCCAGUGCCAGAGCCACGAUCCUUUGAAAUCUGCAACCGGAGCCCUGAACGCAAGGAGCUGAGCAUUGUGGACAAGGAUCUUCCUCCAAACACCCAACCCUUCAAAGCAAUGCUGCUCUUGGGCUCAAGCGCCAAUUGGACAGUUGAAGUAAACGGAGAUAAACUGGUCCUCGAAUUGACCAAGCAGCUGGAGCCAGGUGAAUACAGCAUUACCCUUGAGCUGCACGACGCCGGGGAAGUGUCCCAGACAACAACAGUCAAAGCCCAAGUGUGUGACUGUGAGGGGGCAGCCAGGAAUUGCGAGAAGAGGGCAUAUAUCGCAGGCGGGAUGGGGAUUCCAGCCAUUCUGGGCAUCCUUGGUGGCAUCCUUGGCUUCCUGAUCCUCCUACUCCUGCUGCUGCUGUUUGUGAGGAGGAGGAAGGCAGUGAAGGAGCCUCUGCUUCCACCAGAGGAUGACACACGAGACAACGUCUACUAUUAUGAUGAAGAGGGUGGUGGAGAGGAGGAUCAGGACUAUGACAUGAGCCAGCUGCACCGUGGCCUGGAUUCCCGCCCUGAAAUCACCCGCAAUGAUGUUGUUCCGACUCUCAUGCCGGCUCCGCAAUACCGCCCACGGCCUGCCAACCCUGAUGAGAUUGGCAAUUUCAUUGAUGAGAACUUGAAGGCAGCAGAUACAGACCCCACGGCACCCCCAUACGACUCUCUGCUUGUGUUUGACUAUGAGGGCAGUGGCUCUGAAGCAGCCUCCCUCAGUUCUCUGAAUUCCUCCAAUGGUGACAGAGACCAAGAUUAUGACUAUCUGAAUGACUGGGGCAACCGUUUCAAGAAGCUGGCUGACAUGUAUGGAGGGGGCGAGGAAGAAGACUAGAUGUCACUGGGAUUAAGUAGGGUUUAGCUCUGUGUGGAAAGACAGAAAUGAAAUCAACUUAUCGUCAACUUUUCCCAGCA
Messenger RNA from Lacerta agilis (Sand lizard), 2836 nucleotides. RefSeq names its product B-cadherin-like. The record is from RefSeq and is a predicted model, not a curated record. Gene Ontology annotation, biological process: multicellular organism development; calcium-dependent cell-cell adhesion; adherens junction organization. The transcript is spliced from 16 exons. The coding region runs from base 90 to 2756 and encodes 888 amino acids. NCBI's taxonomy places the organism in Eukaryota, Metazoa, Chordata, Lepidosauria, Squamata, Lacertidae. Gene Ontology annotation, cellular component: catenin complex; adherens junction; plasma membrane. Gene Ontology annotation, molecular function: cadherin binding; calcium ion binding.